Bacillus rossius redtenbacheri is the source of this 4005-nucleotide messenger RNA. RefSeq lists its product as uncharacterized. Bases 174 to 2780 code for a protein of 868 amino acids. Gene Ontology annotation, cellular component: nucleolus. The transcript has 11 exons. Gene Ontology annotation, molecular function: rRNA (cytosine-C5-)-methyltransferase activity; RNA binding. Lineage: Eukaryota; Metazoa; Arthropoda; Insecta; Phasmatodea; Bacillidae. Gene Ontology annotation, biological process: maturation of LSU-rRNA; rRNA base methylation. The record is from RefSeq and is a predicted model, not a curated record.
GCAGAUAUCUUACAUCACAGAUGAGUGUGUACUUACUUAACUAUUUUGUUUUUACCUUUUCAUUAUAUAUGUAGUCUAGUAGUCUAUGUAAUGUUUACGUCAGUAGUUAACCACAUGGUGAAGUAAUAAAUUUAGUUGAUUUGGUACUUUAUAUACGCAUAUCUUCCAUUUAAAUGGGGAGAAAAGGAAAGUUCUCUGAUCUGACCAGACCAAAAAAAGGUCGUGGCAGAAAAGCAAAAAAACAGAAAGAUCCAGUAAUACCUCAACAUUUGCUUUCUACAAGCGAAGCAAAGGAAGCAAAGCCCUUAAGUCACAGACAGAAGCAGCGAGCUAAUCGGAGGGCAAAGAAGCGUCUUGCUCAAAUCGAGAGAGGGAAAGCAGCCAAACUUAACAAGCAAAAAAAGGAUGAGCCUCUUACUUCAAAGGCAGCGAAGGGAAAUGUUGGGUUUACGGAUGAUAAUAAACUGUGGUUGAAGCCAGCGAAAGGAAAGGAGUUGCCGUUAGGGUCUGACGAUGAAGGAGAAAGUGAGGAAGAAGACGAGGCAGCAAGUGAUGAGGAAGUCCAGGCGGGGACCCUGGACGCCCUGGCGGACAGCGGAGACUCGGACGGCGAGGUCCCGGACGAGUUCUCGGGCAGCUCGGGGGGCGAGGGCUCCGACUCGGAGGGCAGCGCCGCAGCGGGCAAGAGAGGGGCGGAUGACGAGCUGCCCAUCGAGAGGGCCGCGAAGAAGCUGAAGAAGAAGCACGAGAAAGACAUGCGUCUGGCCCGCGAGGAGGAGCUGCAGAUGAACGUGGCGAGCCGCGAGGUGUUCGCGUUCCCGUCGGAGGAGGAGGCGAAGCAGCCGGCCGGCCUGCCCGAGGUGCAGCAGCAGAUCAAGGACCUCGUCAUGGUGCUGUCCGACUUUGGGCGCCUGCGCGAGGAGGGCAGGUCCCGCAAGGAGUACACGGACCUGCUGAUGUCGAGCCUGUGCGAGUACUACAGCUACAACGAGUUCCUCAUGGGCCGGCUGAUGGAGCUGUUCCCCGUCUCGGAGCUGCUGGAGUUCCUGGAGGCCAGCGAGGUGCAGCGGCCGCUCACCGUCCGGACCAACAGCCUCAAGACCCGCCGCAGGGACCUCGCCCAGGCGCUGAUCAACCGCGGGGUGAACCUGGACCCGGUGGGCAAGUGGACCAAGGUGGGGCUGGUGGUGUACUCGAGCUCGGUGCCCGUGGGCGCGACGCCCGAGUACCUGGCGGGCCACUACAUCCUGCAGGGGGCGUCGAGCCUGCUGCCCGUCAUGGCGCUGGCCCCGCAGGAGAGCGAGCGAGUGCUGGACCUGUGCUCCGCCCCCGGCGGCAAGGCCUCCCACAUAGCUGCGGUGAUGAAAAACACAGGGGUGCUAUUCGCCAACGACGCCAACAAGGAGAGGGUGAAGGCUGUCGUCGGCAAUUUCCAUCGCCUUGGCAUCGUCAACUCCGUCAUCUGCAGCUACGACGGUCGUAAUUUUCCUUCCGUGAUGAAGGGCUUCGACCGGGCGCUGUGCGACGCGCCGUGCACCGGGACGGGCGUGGUGGCCAAGGACCCGAGCGUCAAGAGCACCAAGGGCAAGGUGGACGUGCAGCGCUGCUACAACCUGCAGAGGCAGCUGCUGCUGGCGGCCAUAGACUGCGUCAACGCGCGCUCGCCCACGGGCGGCUACGUCGUCUACUCCACCUGCUCCGUGCUGCCGGAAGAGAACGAGUGGGUGGUGGAGUACGCCCUCAAGAAGCGCGAUGUCAAGAUCGUCCCGACGGGGUUGGAUUUCGGCACCGAGGGCUUCGCCAACUAUCGCCAGUUCAGGUUUCACCCGAACAUGAAGCUGACACGGAGGUUCUACCCUCACACCCACAACAUGGACGGCUUUUUCGUCGCCAAGCUGAAGAAGUUCUCCAAUGUCAUCCGCCAGCCCGUCAACGAUGUCGAGGAUGACAUGGAGCCUACGCUGGAGCAGGAACAAAAUCAGGAUCAAGGUGAUCCGGGUGUCGCUGGAGACGGUAAACCGGUCGUGAAGAAAAAGACGAAGAGUACUAAAUCUAGAAGCAACGAAAAUCCAGACGUGAAAGAGAUUGAGCCAGAAAGCAAUGAAGAUUCGGACGUGAUGGAAACAAAGUCGGAAAGCGAGGAAGAUCAAGCCCAACAGCAUCUGAACGUGGUUUCUGGUCCAGACGUGUCGGGAAAAUCCAAAAAUAAAUCGGUGAUGAGAGGUGCAUCUCUUGUAACACUUGUAAAUGGUACGUCCACAAAGAAAAAGAAAUUAAAACAUAAUAUAAUUCAGGAAAAGGGUUCCAGAGCUAAAUUGCAAUGCACAGUGAGUCUGAAGGAAACGAAAAUCAACUUUAAGAAGGGGGGUCAGAAGUUAAAUAAUGAGAAUGUACUUAAAAAACUAGAGGAGGAAAAAAAUGACAACACUAACACAAGUAAACAAAAUCCUUCAGAGAUUAGGCUCAGAUCUCAGAAUGCGAAAACGGAGAAAUUUUUGCGGGCAUCACAAUUCCCUAUGGUUAUUUCACCUGCCAAAAGAAAUCUGAAAGCAUCUGCGAACAUCGAGGAACCAGUUUCUGUUGAUGCACCAAUAGUCAACGGGUUCCCACGGAAGUCCUUGCUGAAGUCUGCAAUAUCGCCGAUGAGCAGCGCGAAGAAGGUAACGUUCAACCUGAUAGAAGCAAAGCAGAUGCUGCGGGAGAAGAAGUUGAAAACAAAGAAGUUGAAGCUCAAGUUGAAAAUGAAAGGUAAAAUGAAAGGAAAAAUCAAAAAGAGAUGAUAAAUCUGGGGUCUUGUUUGAAACAUUCAUUCGCUGGUCCAGUUUUUGUUUCCAGUAAGUGUCAGCCAGAAUAUGCCAGAUCCAUGGUACCAGCGUAAGUUUUAUUUAUACAACAUAAAAAGAUUAUCGUUCAAGCAGAAACUUUUUGAUACAGUUGUUAGUGGGAAAUCUGCAUUGCUCAAAGUAUUUUGUUUCAGUGAACUCUCUUAGUGUGAAUCAUUAACUUCAUUAAUUUGAAAGCAUAAAAUAAUUAUUGUUAUUAGAAAUUGUAGAUUUCUCUCCAAAAAAACUCUGAAACACACAUGUUUUAUGUAUACUGUACAUAAUAAUGUAUUGAAAACAGUAUUGGAUAAUCUUAAAUCAUGAUCGGGUGUGUUUUGCUGUUGAGUACCUGCUUUUGGGGUAAGAGAGAAAGAAAACUCGUAACAGAAGUGAUCAAUCAUCAUAUAUGUUCCUCUCUGGCUCAUGAAUUUUAUUGAUAGUUACAUGCUAUAAACAUAUGCAUGAAUUUUCCUUUAAAAAUCAUCUUUGUAUACUUCUGUUGUUUCAUCAGUUUUUUUAUUAUUAAAAAUAUGGUACCAUCACAGUUACUUCCCCUAGUUCCAAAAAUAGCUCUUGACUUGGUUGUUUUACGAGCACAUUGACCUGUUAAAAACUAAGUCCAGACAGUCAAGUUUCACAACUAUGUUGGAAAAUUUGUUGGCAAAAAAAAUUGUAAAACUUUCCUGAGAAGUUUAAGGGAUUUAAAUUUUUGCCUUAUUACCUAACUAUUUACCAGGAAAUAACUGCGUGUGUAUAAAGUAAAAAAAAAUAUUCAGAUAUUUUUGAGGAGAAAAUGUUCUGGGUGGAACUUCUUGAAAGGAUUUUCAUACUUGUGUUUCAUAUGUAUCACAUUAAAUAAAAUUUUAUUCAUAGACAUACUAAAGCAUACUAUUUCAUUAUUUUUGCUUGAUUCCGUUGGUGCAGCCAUGUUAAUACAGCUUUUAGUUUAGUUUGAAAGUUAUUUUUAAAAUCUUGAUAUUUCAUGAGAAAGCUUAUAUUGUCUUUUUUAGAUACCACUCAGCUAUUUUAAUUGUAGUAAAAUAUGUGUACAAUUUUUGACAGUGGUUCCAGAAUAAUUGAACUGGGGUUUGUUAUCUUAUAAUAUUACAGUAUGUUGAAUGUUAUAAUGUUUUGAUUUUUUGUGUAUGUGACAUAGUGGUUUUAAAAAGUGACUAGUAAUGUC